AUGGCUGAAGGUUAUCCCCAAGAUUCCGCGGGUCCUGUCCUAGGCGCCAACAACAAGACUUCGUUCAACAUGUAUCAAGAUCAAGUUCCAAUACACAAUGUGAUUCUCGAACAAGAUAUCAUCGAGCCUCUUGCUAUUGUGGGAAUAUCGAUGAGAUUUCCAGGAGAAGCCGUAUCCGAGAGUUCUUUCUGGGAGAUGAUGUUACAGAAACGUUGUGCAAUGAUAGACUAUCCCCCUGACCGUAUGAAUAUCGAUGCUUUCUACGACUCCGACAAUAGCAAAAUGAACAAGAUGAGUACGCGCGGAGCGCACUUCAUCAAAGAAGAUAUUCGAUCGUUCGAUGCACCAUUCUUUACAAUCCCACCUCACGAAGCAGCUAUGUUGGAUCCACAGCAGCGAUGCCUUCUCGAAACUACAUAUCCCGGCAUACCUCUCGAGAGAAUCCGGGGCUCGAAUACCUCAGUCCAUGUCGGGUGCUUCAUCACGGACUACUGUACGAUGGUCUGGAGAGACGUGCAGUCUAUUCCAAAGCACAGUGCAACUGGAUCUGCGGGAUCUAUCCUCGCCAAUCGUCUGAGCUGGUUUUUUGACCUGCGAGGAAGUAGCAUGACGGUUGAUACUGCAUGUUCCAGUGGACUAGUUGCCAUGGAUUUGUCAUGUAAUGGUCUCUGGACAGGGCAAGCCGACAUAGGUAUUGUAGCUGGUUCGAACCUCAUCUUCUCUCCGGAGCUCAAUAUAGCGCUAUCUAAUAUGAAUUUCCUUUCACCAGACAGCCAAUGUUAUAGCUUCGACCAUCGUGCCAAUGGGUAUGCUAGGGGCGAAGGAGUGGCAGUGCUUAUUCUCAAGCGACUGUCAACUGCUCUCCGAGAUGGUGACACCAUUCGUGCAUUAAUCAGAUCUAGUGGGGUCAAUCAAGAUGGGCACACAGCAGGCGGUGUUACUCAACCAAGGAAGGCUUCUCAAGUGCAGUUGAUUCAUGAAACUUAUCUCAAGGCAGGGCUUGAUAUGGGAGUGACGAGAUUUGUGGAGGCACAUGGUACCGGAACACAACUUGGUGACCCAAUUGAGGCACGGGCGAUUGGUGAAUGCUUUCAAGCCCAGAGGACAGGAGAUGAGCCGUUAUACGUUGGCGCUGUGAAAGCUAAUGUCGGACAUCUGGAAGGUGCCAGUGGUCUAGCAGCGAUAAUCAAGACAGUUCAGAUUUUGGAAAAGGGUGUGAUCCCUCCAAAUACAAAUUUCGACUUGUUGAAUCCUCAAAUUGAUGCCGAUUUCCUCAAGCUGAAGUUCCCAUUGGAGCCAAUUUCCUGGCCUUGUCAGGGUGUCCGAAGAGCUUCCGUAAACUCUUUUGGGUUUGGGGGCACAAAUGCUCAUGCCGUCCUUGAUGAUGCGCAUCAUUAUCUUCAAUCAAGAAACAUCAGUGGCAACCACCGUACUACUGUUUCUUCGCUUGAAAUUAAACACGCUCACUUGAAUGGGAGGUCUUCGCCAGGUAUACUAGACACGAGUCACAACAUCGAUGCGAAGACGAACGCAAAAUUGCUCACAUGGUCCGCUGCAGAUGAAUCAGGAGUAUACCGCAUUGCAAAUGAGCUUGGCGAACACUUCGCCCACCUCAUGGAAACGGGGCAAGAAGCCACCUUUUUGGACGACCUAGCGUUCACAUUGAACUUACGACGCAGUUCACUACCAUGGAAAUCCUAUCUUGUCGCCGAUUCUGUCUCAACGCUGCAAGAUAUACAAGGGCAAAUGUCGAAGCCCAUGCAAUUACCUGCGACUCGACGCAAUCUAGGUUUCGUCUUUACCGGUCAGGGAGCUCAGUGGUAUGCAAUGGGGCGAGAACUCCGGAUAUACCCCGUCUUCGAGAAAUCUCUGUCACAUGCACAAAUUUGCUUAGCAACCAUUGGAUGUGACUGGGUGCUUACAGAAGAGCUUGCUGCCGAUCAAAACAGCACAAGAAUCAAUGAGCCAGAGUUUAGCCAACCAUUAACCACAGCAAUUCAGAUUGCUCUGGUUGACUUACUCCGAGACAUUGGUGUUAUUCCCUCAGUUGUAGUUGGUCACUCUUCUGGAGAGAUUGCAGCAGCGGGUUAUUUAGCUUCAGAGCUGCAAAAGAGAUCCACAAAUUGCAAGCACCAAAUGGUCUCAGUUGGACUAUCUCAAGAACAAGUUCGCGACCAACUCACAAAAGUGGGUCACCGUCCUAGGUUUGAUGCCCAGUCUAUGACUGUGAGCUGUAUUAAUAGCCCAAAUAACGUGACUAUCUCAGGGCCAGAAGAUCAAGUGGACUGGUUGAUAUCCGACCUACAGGAGCAGCAAAUCUUUGCACGGAAACUAAUAGUUGGCCUGGGAUACCACUCUCCACAAGUAUCCCAGAUAGCAUCGGAGUAUCUCGACCGACUCAAGACGUUAGAGAAAGACGAAGUCAAGCUAUCAAAAGAGAUUGUAAUGGUAUCGUCCGUAUCAGAGUAUUGGGUCCAAAAUAUGGUGUUACCCGUCAACUUUCUCGGAGCAAUGCAGAAAUGCUGUUCCGUUGCAGAAGGUAGCAUUCUGGCCAAAAAGCUUGACAGAAGGCAUAAAAAAGACAUUGUUACACACUCAUGGCUCGAGAUUGGCCCGCAUGCGGCUCUCCAAGGUCCUAUACGGGAUAUAUUGUCCUCCUUGAACAGAAGUGCCGAGGUCAGCUACGUUUCCAGCUUAAUACGAAAGAAAUCCGCAAAUGAGACCUUUCUAAACGCCACCGGGAGCUUGAUAUGUCAAGGCUUUUCCGUUGACAUGAUCCGGCUGAAUGGACAUGGCCGCAGCUCCUCUCGUCAACCUGCGGUAUUGACAGAUCUACCACAAUAUCCUUUCAACCACUCAGUAUUAUAUUGGGGUGAGUCCGCCGUGAACAAAGGAUUUCGGUUUCGACAACAUCCUCACCAUGCCCUCCUUGGCAGUCAAGUUGCCGAUUGGAAUCCUCAAGAGCCAAAAUGGAGGCUCAUGAUUCGACAAGCAGAGCUGCCAUGGAUAUCAGACCACAAGGUGAAUGGCUCCAUCUUGUAUCCCGCUGCAGGCAUGCUUGCCAUGGCCCUCGAAGCGACAAAGCAAGUGACAGAGAGGCUUGAUCAAGAAGUAGUCGGCUACAAGAUUCAGGAAGUAGAGUUUCACAGAGCUCUCAUAUUUCACAGUGCCGACGAAGCAGCCGAAACGCAAAUCAGUCUGGUUCCAACAACGAAUUCUGGCAGCGGGAAAGACAUGCGAUACGACUUCCGAAUCUAUCAGCGACGAAAUGAUGAGGAGUGGGACGAGAUUUGCCGUGGAUCUACACACGCAGAUUAUGGCGACGUUCCAUCUGAAGUAUACAAUGACAAGGAAGCAGUCAACAUGUUGAGCAGUAUACACGGACACCAUGCGGCAGCUGCCAGGUCUUGUACCUACACAAUGCAGCGUGCAGAAAUGUACGAGCAACUGCGUCAUAUCGGGCUUGACUACGGAUCGUCUUUUCAGCUGCUGGAUCAGAUACACUUCAACACAGAGGGCGAAGCUACCGCAACCAUUGAUGCCGUCCCGCAGGACUCUCCAAGUGCUAAUGAAUCAUUGUCUUCUACUCAACAUCAUAUUAUACAUCCAACGAUACUGGAUAAUUUCUUCCAACUUGUUAUCGUAGCAUUGAGUAGAGGAAGCUUCGCUUCAAAACAAACCAUGGUGCCCACCAGAAUUGAGACGUUGUGGAUAUCGAGUGCCGGAGUAUCAUCUCUAGGAGAUGUCCGCGCUCAUGUCAAGGCCCAGUAUCACGGUCGACGUACUGCACAGUCGGAUAUCACUGUCCUUGGCAGAACAGAUGGAUUGCUUAAAGCUAAAAUUGAUGGCCUUGAAGUCACCACUCUUCCCAAUGCGCAAGCAGACCUUGAUAUACAGGGAGAGUCAGAUCACCUAUGUUUUCAGAUGGAGUGGAAAGUAGAUCUCGACACAAUGAGUUGUGAAGAGAUCCUACGAUACUGCGAGCGAGCUUAUGAAGCGGAAAUCGAGCCGAUUGAGUGGUUUCGGGACAGUGAUUGUCUCUCGCUGGCAUUUAUUGCAACAGGGUUGAAAGAACUAAGAACAAGAGAUAUACAACCUAUUCCAUCUUUAGAGAGGUAUGCCUCGUGCAUCCAGAAGCACCUCGAUGGUCAUCUGGCCAAAAUGCCGCAGGAAGAACGCAUUCAACGCUUAGAGCAGCUCGAGAGUAGGAGCCACUUAGAUUCUCUUUGUAAUCGCAUGAUGGCAAGCCGUCAAGCGAAAGCAUUCAUCAAAGUGGGACGAAAUCUUCCCGAUGUGCUCUCCGGCGUGGUGGACCCAUUGCAUUUGCUGUUUGAAGAUGAAGGUCUCAUGGAAGGCUUCUACGAAGAGAUGAACGAAACCCCUCAGUGCUUUGACGUCUUUAACCAGUACCUGGACGCAUUGGCUCACAAGGACGCGGGAAUGAAUAUUCUCGAAAUUGGUGCUGGCACUGGAUCGACGACUAAAGUACUGCUGAAGUUAUUGGCACCAGUUCCAACAUCACCUCGCUACGGACAGUACGACUUCACAGACGUCUCUCCAUCAUUUUUUGAUAAAGCGAAGAGCAAGUUUGGCCACUUCAGUAGGAUGGAAUUUCGUGUCCUUGAUAUCGAAAAGGACCCGUUGAUGCAAGGAUACAAAGAGGGGACAUAUGAUCUCGUUCUAGCUGCUAAUGUUCUGCAUGCAACCCAAGAAUUGCAGGAAACACUGGCAAAUGUCCGCAAACUUUUAAGACCCGGCGGCAGGCUUGUCCUCAGUGAAGUCACUAAUACUGAGGCUCCGCGGUACUCAUUUGCAUUUGGAAUUCUGCCUGGAUGGUGGAUAGCCACGGAAAGUUACAGACAAAACGGUCCUUGUAUAACGGAACAAAAGUGGCACCAGGUGUUAAUCGACAAUGGUUUCAGUGGUACUGACAUCGUUUUUCGAGAUUACAAGAGUGAAGAAUGCCACGGGUGGAGUAUCAUGGUGUCCACAGCCCUUCCAGCAGGCUCGGACCAGCUGCCACCUAUGCUUCAGCCGAUCAUCCUUCUGAACAACGCGGCCUCUUUCCAGCAGCAGCUUUCCCAGGAAAUAAAGAAAGAACUCAGACAACAAGAAAUAUUGGGAACCGAGAUUAUGACUGUCGAGGAAGCAGCUCUGAUGGAUGACAUACAAGCCCAGCAUUAUGUUCUGAUCAAUGAAGUCGGCUCCUCCCUGCUGCGAAAUCUUGAUAGCCUAGGAUAUCUUGCCAUCCGAACCCUUGUUUCGUCCGCUGCUAGCCUACUGUGGGUUUCAGAUGGAGGCGGCCAGUCUCCAAUAGGUCCCGACUAUGGAAUUGUGCAGGGUUUAAGUCGAGUCUGUCGCCAGGAGAACUUCAAGGUCCAAUUUGUGACGCUAGCCCUCGAUACUCAACAGUCCUCCGCUACUGUCAACCAGUAUGCCGAAAUAGUAGCGAAGGUUUUCCGCAUCUCAAGUUCGCGUCUUGGGGAGGGGAGCUAUGAGCCUGAAUAUCUGCAAAAGGAGGGGCUGCUCUAUAUCAACCGCCUGAUUGAGUAUGACAGCCUCAAUGACCACAUUUCCACGAUGACCACGCUAUCACAGCGAACAAAGCGAUUUGGGGAAGGGCCACCUCUGAAACUGAAUUUCAAGACGCCCAGUUUCAGCGACUCGUUACAGUUCAUCGAGGACAGUAACAUGGAGAAGCCGCUUGCGCACGAUGAAGUGGAAGUAGAAGUCCGCGCUAUUGGCGUUAACUUCAAAGAUGUUCUCACCAUCUUGCAACGCAUCAACUCGGAAAACAUUGGAUGUGAAUGUUCGGGCGUGGUAAAGCGAGUCGGGCAGCACGUUUUGGAAUUCCAGAAGGGCGAUCGCGUUGCUCUUUGCGGCGCCGACAUCUUUCGGUCGUAUGCGAGAGCUCACGUUGAUUGCAUCACAAAAGUUCCCCACAACAUGCCCUUCACAGAGGCCGCAGCUCUGCCUGUAGCAUUCUGUACAGCCUACCACAGUCUUUGCGACGUAGCGCGGUUACAGAAAGGGGAAACUAUCCUCAUCCAUGCUGCGUCUGGCGGGACUGGACAAGCGGCUGUACAGAUUGCUAUCUACAUCGGAGCUGAGAUCUUCGCUACGGUAGGAUCUAGAAGUAAAAAACAGUUGCUGAUGGAUGUCUAUAAGAUCCCCGAAGACCAUAUCUUGUAUAGCCGAGACACAGCCUUCGCAGGACAUGUCCGGAGAAUGACAAAUGGCCGCGGUGUCGAUGUUGUGCUGAAUUCGUUAUCAGGACAAAGUCUGGUGGCAUCGUGGGAGUGCAUCGCACCAUGUGGUCGGUUCGUCGAAAUCGGGAAGAGGGAUAUCCAUUCGCGAGGCAGUCUUCCAAUGCAUCCAUUCAAUAACAACACAUCUUUCUACGGAGUAGAUCUUGCAGAGCUUGCUCUCAUACGGCCGGGUGUGAUCAAAGCACUACUCGGGAAAGUUAUGUCAUUGGCAGCCGCGGGGCUUGUGACCCCUUCGUUCCCGGUCCAAGUUUUUCCUCUCUCCGAGACUGAGCAAGCUUUUCGUCUUCUUCAAAGUGGUAAAAGCUCUGGCAAGAUUGUGAUUGAAUUCUCUAGUGAUUCAGAAGUGCCAACCUGUUUAAAGACUAAACCUGCAUGUCGGUUGCUACAGAAUGCAACCUACGUGGUGUCGGGUGGUCUUGGUGGACUGGGCCUCAGCAUCGCGCGCUGGCUGGUGGACCGAGGCGCCAAGAAUCUUCUUUUGCUGUCUCGUUCAGGCCCCGAAGGAAAUGAGAAAGCACAGGCCGUUUUGGCCCAACUCGGUGCAGAGGGAGUCCGGAUCCAAGCUCCAAAGUGUGAUGUAGCUGAGGCGCAUUCCCUUGAGGAGGUGUUGCUGGCUUGUGAAAAGAUCAUGCCCCCUAUCAAAGGAUGCUUUCAGGCCGCGAUGGUCCUCAGGGACUCUACCUUCGAAAGUAUGUCAUAUCAAGACUGGAAAGAGAGCCUGAACCCUAAAGUUCUCGGUUCUUGGAAUCUUCAUGCCAUGCUUCCUGACGAUAUGGACUUUUUCGUACUUCUUUCCUCGGCCACCGGUAUUUUCGGGAAUGCUGGCCAGAGCAACUACGCGGCUGGUAACACUUACCAGGACUCACUGGCCCAAUAUCGUAAUUCUUUGCAAUUGCCAGCCACAGCACUAGACCUUGGCGUUAUUCUUUCUGAGGGCAUUGUCGCAGAUAGUCCACAUCUCAUGGACUAUGCUAUGCGUGUCGGACUUAUGGUACCCAUUACUGUUGAACAACUCUUCGCUGUACUUGAUUACUACUGUGAUCCGAAGCAGCGUACUUUUACUGCUGCCCAGAGCCAACCGAUUGUUGGAAUAGACAUUCCUUCCAGGAUUUGUGCGAAAGGGAAAGAAAUCCCAUACUAUCUACGCCAACCCCUUUUCCGGAACAUGUAUCAGAUUGCUUCUACGUGGAAGUCUUCAAUCAAUAACUCCACGCAAACAGUGCAGUAUCAAAGUUUGUUUGAAAGUACAGAGAGUUUGCAAGAAGCAGGUCUCUUGGUCUCCGAAGGAUUAAGAAAAAAGAUGUCCAAGGUGUUAGGUAUUCCAGAAGAAAAUAUUGAGCUGACUAGCAAGAUGGAAUCUUACGGAGUGGACUCUUUAGCCGGAGUUGAACUACGCAACUGGCUGGCGCGAGAGAUAAGUGCUGAUGUAACAAUCUUUGAGAUCAUGGGACCUGCGACACUACUAGGAAUAGGGAAAGCAAUUGCAGCAAAGAGCUCGUUUCGACAAUCAAGAUGGAGUUCUGAAUAA
Messenger RNA from Mollisia scopiformis, 7797 nucleotides. RefSeq names its product reducing type I polyketide synthase. Gene Ontology annotation, molecular function: phosphopantetheine binding; fatty acid synthase activity; oxidoreductase activity. Bases 1 to 7797 code for a protein of 2598 amino acids. The transcript is spliced from 12 exons. NCBI's taxonomy places the organism in Eukaryota, Fungi, Ascomycota, Leotiomycetes, Helotiales, Mollisiaceae. Gene Ontology annotation, biological process: fatty acid biosynthetic process; secondary metabolite biosynthetic process. The record is from RefSeq and is a predicted model, not a curated record.